UUUCACUUCAUUUAAAUUAUUAGAUUUUUUAAUGUUGUUGGCCUAUAUUUUAUCACAUAAAAAUUCUAUUUCUAAUAAAGGUGGAUGCUACGGACUGAAUGUUUGUGUUAUCGCAAAUUUCUAUGUUUGAAGUCCUAACUCCCAAUAUGACGGUAUGGUUCUCUUUGUUUGAAAUAUCCACAACAGGCAACUCUAUUAAUACAAAGAUAGAAAAUAGCUCUCAAGUUCGCUCGGCGUUUGGGUUGGUGGUACCCACGCGGGGUUCAACAUGCGUAUCGAGAAGUAUUAUUUCCGAGAAGUAAUAUUUCUGUCAGAGCCUAUCUACCCCAGCCACGGCAUGAUGUUCGUCCGCAACGACUGCAAGGUAUUCAGAUUCUGUAAACCCAAGUGUCAUAAAAACUUUAAAAAGAAGAGCAAUCCUAGGGAAGUUAGGUGGAGGAAAGUAUUCCGGAAAGCAGCUGGUAAAGAGCUUACAGUGGAUAAUUCAUUUGAAUUUGAAAAACGUAGAAAUGAACCUGUCAAAUACCAGCGAGAGCUGUGGAAUGAAACUAUUGAUGCAAUGAAGAGAGUUGAAGAGAUCAAACAGAAAUGCCAAGCUAAAUUUAUAAUGAACAGGUUAAAGAAAAAUAAAAAACUACAGAAAGUUCAGGACAUCAAAGAAGUCAAGCAAAACAUCCAUCUUAUCCGAGCCCCUCUUGCAGGUAAAGGAAAGCAGCUGGAAGAAAAAAUGGUGCAGAAAUUACAAGAAGAUGUGGACAUGGAAGAUGCUUCUUAAAAACCUUACUGAAGCAUUUUUCAAAAGUGCAUUUGAGGGCCUCCCCGGUGGCGCAG
Talpa occidentalis (Iberian mole) is the source of this 831-nucleotide messenger RNA. RefSeq names its product probable ribosome biogenesis protein RLP24. The coding region runs from base 269 to 775 and encodes 168 amino acids. Lineage: Eukaryota; Metazoa; Chordata; Mammalia; Eulipotyphla; Talpidae. Gene Ontology annotation, cellular component: nucleolus. Gene Ontology annotation, biological process: ribosomal large subunit biogenesis. The transcript has a single exon. The record is from RefSeq and is a predicted model, not a curated record.